Fraxinus pennsylvanica is the source of this 864-nucleotide messenger RNA. Lineage: Eukaryota; Viridiplantae; Streptophyta; Magnoliopsida; Lamiales; Oleaceae. The record is from the annotation of a GenBank genome assembly.
AUGGCGGAGAUAUCAUCAGGCGUAAAUGGUAACCAUGGAAUGGCGGUGAAUAUAAAGCUGGAGGAAGAUUCAAAUCACCAAACUCUAACCGAGUCAGCAACCAGCAGCCAUGGAAAUUCUUCAGGCUGCAGCCUUCUUACUCUACCUUUCAUACAGAAGAUAAUUGCGGAGAUACUGGGGACAUAUUUCUUGAUAUUUGCUGGUUGCGCUGCGGUGGUGGUGAACGCCGACAAGGACAAGGUGGUGACACACCCGGGAAUUUCAAUAGUGUGGGGUCUGGUGGUGAUGGUUAUGGUUUACUCAGUUGGACAUAUAUCUGGUGCACAUUUUAAUCCUGCUGUAACUAUUGCUUUUGCUACCUGCAAGAGAUUCCCAUGGAAACAGGUACCGGCCUACAUAUUAGCUCAAGUCAUUGGAUCAACCCUAGCAAGCGGAACCCUAAGAUUACUGUUCACCGGCAAGCAUGAUCACUUUUCCGGCACACUUCCUGCCGGCUCCGAUGUGCAGUCUCUGGUCCUGGAAUUUAUAAUUACAUUCUACCUAAUGUUCGUCAUUUCCGGCGUCGCCACAGAUAACAGAGCUAUAGGAGAACUCGCUGGUCUAGCAGUUGGAUCUACCGUUCUGCUAAAUGUGAUGUUUGCAGGGCCGAUAUCUGGGGCAUCAAUGAAUCCAGCAAGGAGUCUAGGCCCAGCAAUAGUAUCGAAGCAGUACAAGGGGUUAUGGAUCUACAUGGUAGGCCCAAUAACUGGGGCGGUGGCUGGGGCGUGGGUCUACAAUAUUAUCAGAUUUACAGAUAAGCCCUUGCGGGAAAUAACAAAGAGUGGUUCUUUUCUCAAGGCCUCAUCGCGUAACGUCUCCAAUUGA